CGACCCUCAAGGGAGAAUAUAAAAAAGACUAGUCUCGAGGUAAAUGAUUCCUUUCUUAGUGCGCAAUGCAUCGUAUUAUUUGGAGCUGCCUUUGAAACAACAGCGACUACAUUGACUUUUCUUUUGUACGAACUUGCGAAGAAUCCAGAUAAACAAAAGCGGGCGAUAGAGGAAGUUAAUCAGUAUUUUAAAAACCAUGAUCGGAUAGAGUACGAAUGUGUUUAUGAAACGCCGUAUUUAGAUGCUUGCGUGUGCGAUACUCUCAGAAUUUAUCCAGUUCUUGGAGUAGUGACAAGAGAAUUGGUAGAAGAUUACACUCUCCCAUCGGGUGUUCCGCUCACCAAGGGCUUGCGCGUCCAUAUACCAGUUCACCAUUUGCACCACAAUCCCCAAUACUUUCCGGAACCCGAUGUUUUUAGACCAGAAAGGUUUUUAGGUGCGGAAAAAGAACGAAUAGAACCAUUUUCAUAUAUGCCAUUUGGAGAAGGUCCAAGGACAUGUAUAGGUCUGAGAUUUGCUAAAAUGCAAUCAAUUGCUGGUCUUUUGGCAUUAAUGAGAAAGUGUCAAGUGGAGUUAGUGGAGGAGACGCCCACGAAAAUCCAAUUCGAGCCUCGCGUCUCAACCACCCAACCAGUGGAGGAGAUUUAUUUGAAAUUUACUCCAAAAUAAA
Molecule: messenger RNA, 670 nt
Organism: Pieris brassicae (large cabbage white)
Lineage: Eukaryota; Metazoa; Arthropoda; Insecta; Lepidoptera; Pieridae
Product: probable cytochrome P450 6a13
Exons: 2
Molecular function (GO): monooxygenase activity; heme binding; oxidoreductase activity, acting on paired donors, with incorporation or reduction of molecular oxygen
Source: RefSeq, a predicted model, not a curated record